UGGAUGAGUCUGAUGUUGGAGAGUGAGAGCUGAAGAUCGGCCGCUCAGCUCCACAGCCCGGGACAUGGCAGCGGGCGGCGGACGGGUGUGCGGGCUGCUGCGGGCCAACAUCCUGCGAGUCAGACCCUGGGGGAGCGGCAAGCGAGGCUGCGUGUCCGGAGCGGUGGAGGUGGCCGGGGCCGUGCAGAGUGUGGCCCCGAGCACAGACAGAAGGAGGUUCCUCCGAGAUCACGCCCUGCCCUUCUCUGCCUUCCUCACUGACGGCUUCGGCCGGCAGCACACUUACCUGAGGAUCUCGCUGACUGAGAAGUGUAACCUGCGCUGUCAGUACUGUAUGCCGGAGGAAGGGGUGAAGCUGACCCUGAAGAGCGAGCUCCUCACCUCCCCGGAGAUCCUCGCCUUGGCCAAGCUGUUUGUGCAGGAAGGGGUGGACAAGAUCCGCCUGACCGGGGGCGAGCCCCUCAUCCGGCCCGACGUGGUGGACAUCGUAGCACAACUGAGGAGACUGAAAGGGUUAAAGACCAUUGCACUGACGACCAAUGGCAUUAACCUGGCGCGGCUGUUACCCAGGCUGAAAGAGGCCGGAGUGGACGUUCUGAACAUCAGCCUGGACACCCUGGUGCCGUCCAAGUUCGAGUUCAUUGUGCGCAGGAAAGGUUUUCAUAAAGUCAUGGAGGGCAUUCAUCGUGCGCUGGAGCUGGGCUACAAUCCUGUCAAGGUGAACUGUGUGGUCAUGAGAGGGUUAAACGAUGACGAGCUCUUGGACUUUGUUGCACUCACAGAGAGGCAGCCGCUCGAGGUGCGGUUCAUCGAGUACAUGCCGUUUGAUGGUAACAAGUGGAACUACAAGAAGAUGGUGAGUUACCAGGAGAUGUUGGACAUUAUCCGCCAGAAGUGGCCGGAGCUGGAGAAGGUCCCUACUGAAAUGUCCAGCACGUCUAAGGCCUUCAGAGUGCCGGGCUUCCAGGGGCAGAUCGGGUUCAUCACCUCCAUGUCUGAACACUUCUGCGGCUCCUGUAAUCGGCUGCGGAUCACGGCGGAUGGGAAUCUCAAGGUCUGUCUCUUCGGGAACUCGGAGGUGUCUCUCAGAGACUGUCUGCGUACGGGGGCGAGCGAGGAGCAGCUGAUACAGGUCAUCGGGGAGGCUGUAGGGCGCAAGAAGAAGCAGCAUGCGGGUAUGUUCAGCAUCUCCCAGAUGAAGAACCGUCCCAUGAUCCUGAUCGAUUCGCCGCCCUCCUCGCUGUAUCGGAGAGCUGCCUGGGGAUUUUUUUAUAUAAAGGAACAGAUCAGACUUCUUGCUGCUAGCGGACGGGGCGCGGGGUCCUGGAGUCGGAGGGGUGGAGAUCAGGACUUCUUGACGUCUAAUACAUUAGUGACUCCUUUGCUGCUUCCACUGCGCGGUUUCUGCGGGGCCUCCGGACCCCCCGCCCCCCAAUCUCAGUGCCUUAAUACUCUACAGUCUUCCACGGACAAUUUAUCCGAAACGCACAAUAAUUCCGGUUUACAGGGAGCGUCCGAGCACUUGACUCACGUUGACCAGUCCGGGAAGGUUCACAUGGUCGAUGUCGGAGAGAAGUCGAGCACCAGCCGCGCCGCCAUCGCUACAGCCGUUAUCCGCCUGGGGCCAAAAGUCUUCGACCUGGUGCAGUCCAACCAAGUCAAGAAAGGCGACGUCCUCAGCGUGGCGCAGAUCGCCGGCAUCCAGGGCGCCAAGCUCACCAGUCAGCUGAUUCCUCUGUGCCAUAACAUUGCCUUGAGCCAGGUCACGGUUUCCGUGGAGCUGGACGCCACGCGGUUUACAGCCCUGGUAACAGCCGAGUGCCGCACUCACGGUAAAACGGGGGUGGAGAUGGAGGCGUUGACCGCGGCAAGCGUGGCGGCAUUAACUAUAUAUGACAUGUGCAAGGCUGUCACUCAUGACAUGGUGAUCGGAGAGGUAAAACUCGUAAGGAAAAGCGGGGGGCAGAGGGGAGACUUCCAGCGAGGAGGCUGACAAAGGCGUCUUAAAGGGAUAGCUGCACUUCUCAACAUAUUGCUUCCAAUUUCAGCCAAAAUAAUCCAUAUAACAGAUCGUGACUUUAAACAUUCUUUCCUUUACAAAUCCUAAACUGCAUCCUGUGUUCUACUCUAGUCACACCCAGAGCUGCAUUCCUAAUUACUCUAUCAGCACUGUGAUGGCCGACCGCCCGAGAUCCUUCGAUGUAGCAUUGCAUUCUAGAAGAAGUAGCACAUGGCGGGUGGGUACAAACACUACAUUUCCCAGGACAAGCAGGGUGAUAUCUCCUGCAGCUUGUGAAUGCAGCUCUGGAUGUGACUGGAGAAUAGGACAACUAUCCAAAGCACAGAUUUGAGAUUUGAAAUGCGAAACCAUGUUGGAAAGUGUAUCUACACCAGGGUCGGCCUUUACCUCCAGCCUUUGCAGCGCCUGGUGUGCCGUUACCGGGACGCGCGACGCUGAGGUGAACGGGCCGAUCCGUCUUGUUACAUGACUCCCUGUGACAUCACUGCCACCCCGGAAGACUCCGGCGUCUCGUGCUCCUUUCUUACUGCUCUGGUGACAGUAUUUUUAUUUUUGUGGCGAUACUGUUGCGUUUUAUUUUCUGAAUCUGAUACAUUGUAAUCACAUUGUUACUAAAUACAAUAAACGACCCU
Bufo bufo (common toad) is the source of this 2652-nucleotide messenger RNA. It is a transcript of the gene MOCS1, whose product is annotated as molybdenum cofactor synthesis 1. Gene Ontology annotation, biological process: Mo-molybdopterin cofactor biosynthetic process. The coding region runs from base 65 to 1993 and encodes 642 amino acids. The record is from RefSeq and is a predicted model, not a curated record. NCBI's taxonomy places the organism in Eukaryota, Metazoa, Chordata, Amphibia, Anura, Bufonidae. Gene Ontology annotation, molecular function: GTP 3',8'-cyclase activity; 4 iron, 4 sulfur cluster binding; metal ion binding. The transcript is spliced from 11 exons.